This is a messenger RNA of Notothenia coriiceps (black rockcod), 2761 nucleotides long. RefSeq names its product dystrophin-like. Gene Ontology annotation, biological process: synaptic signaling. Lineage: Eukaryota; Metazoa; Chordata; Actinopteri; Perciformes; Nototheniidae. The record is from RefSeq and is a predicted model, not a curated record. Gene Ontology annotation, cellular component: plasma membrane; synapse. The transcript has 21 exons. The coding region runs from base 1 to 2739 and encodes 912 amino acids. Gene Ontology annotation, molecular function: protein binding.
AUGUUGCAUCACAUCCUCGCUGCACGGGGCCAUCCUCUGCAGGAGGUGGUGCUGGGCAGGGUGAUCUCUGCGGGAGAAGACAUCAGCCAGUUGAGCACACCGGACGAUUCCUCUCGGCUCCGGACGCAGCUCAAAUCAGUCAACACUCGCUGGGCCAACGUCUGCCUGCAGCUCAACGAGCGCAAGAGGAGGUCUGCAGAGGCCCGCUCGGCGACGGCGGGGCUGCAGGAGAACAUGGGCUCCAUGCUGGGCUGGCUGGAUAAAGCGGAGGGGGUCCUGGCCAUCCCGCUGCAGCCCGCCGAGCCUCAGCACAUCAGAGACACUCUGGGGAAAGUCCAGGCACGCGUAGAGGAGCUUCCUGCCAGGAGUGCGCUGAUGGAGGAUCUGAACAUGAAGCAGAGGCAGAUAACACUUCCUGCUGACAGACAGAACGACGUCAGGGUCAUCAACAGUCGCUGGGCUCAGGUGUCUAAGGCUCUGCCAGAGCGUCAGCUGGAGAUCGAGGCUCUGCUGAGGGAGCUGGAGCAGCUCCAGGGUCAGCUGGACGGCCUGUCAGCCUGGGCCUCCAUCACCAGAGCCAAGCUGGAGCAAAGCCCUGAUGAGCCCCGGCUCGUUGAGCAAGUGCAGGUGAAGCAGCCAGAGGUAGAGGCAGUUCUGGAGCGAGCCGAUCAACUGUUCAAGGAGAAUCCUCCCAACCAACAAGACAAGGUGAGGUAUGUGAAGCUCAGGGAAGACUGGUCUGUGAUCCUGGAGCUGGUGCGGCAGCAUAAGGAGAGGAUGGCCGCUCUGCUAAUAGCCAAAAGAGCCACUGAAACUCUGACAGGAAGUUCCCAGGCUGAGUCUGCAGCUUUGGCUCAGUUCAACAAGUCCUGGGCCGAGCUCACCGAUUGGCUGACAAUGCUGGACAACAUGGUGCAGAACAAGCAGGUGGUGGUGGCCGACCUGGAGGACAUCAACGAGAACAUCAGCAGCCUCAAGUUGUCCCUGCAAGAGAUGGACCAGCGUCGCCCACUUCUGGAGAGACAGGUCACAGCAGCUCAGAACCUGAAGAACAAAACCAGCAACCAGGACACCCGCAACGCUAUCACUGAACGCAUGGACAGGCUUCAGGCUCACUGGGAAGACUCCCAGACCAAACUCUCGGACAGGACGAAGCAGCUCCACAACAUGCUGCAGGACUCCACCGAUUGGCUGGAUGCCAAAAAGGAAGCUGACCAUUUCAUCAAGCUGGCCAGUGAGAGGCUGGAGUCCUGGCAGGAGAUCACGUACACGGUGGAGGCGCUGAAGAGACAAAACUCUGAACUGAAGUCCUUUGUGAGGGAGCUGCAGCAGUGGCAGAGGCAGGUGGAGGAAACCAACGCUCUGGCUGACAAACUGCUCACGCUGUACGCCAACGAUGACACGCACAAGGUCACCCAGGUCAACGACAACAUGAUGGCCACUUGGACACACAUCACCAAGCGUGUCUCGGACAGAGAGGUGGCUGUCGAGGAAGCUCUGAAGCUGCUGCAGCAGUUCUACCUCAACCUGGAGAAGUUCCUCAACUGGCUGACGGAGGCGGAGACCACCUGCAACGUGCUGAUCGGCGCCACCAACAAGGAGAGGAUGCAGGAGCAGCCGGACGCAGCCCGCAACCUGCUGGCUCAGUGGAAGGAGCUGGAGGCAGAGAUUGACGGCCACACAGAGAUGUACCACUCCCUGGAUGAGAACGGCCAGAGGAUCGUGAGCUCGCUGCGGGACUCUGGGGACGGGGCCCUGCUCCAGAGACGCCUGGACAACAUGACGCAGCGCUGGAACGACCUGCGCAACAAGACCCUCAGCAUGAGGGCCCAUCUGGACUCAGAGAUGGCCCCGUGGAAGAGGCUCCACAUGUCGCUCCAGGAGCUGCUGAACUGGCUGAGGCUGAAAAGUCAACAGCUGGAGAAGGAACCACCUGUAGGGGGCGACGUGCCCACCGUGCAGACACAGCUGGACACUAACCGGGGUUUAAGGAGGGAACUGAGAGCCAAAGAGCCAGUUGUGACCAAAGCUCUGGACGAUGUGGGGGUCUUCCUGUCUGAGCUGCCCCGUGAAACACCCUCACCUGAGCAGAGAGACAUCAGCCCGGAGGAGCGUGCUCAGAACGUGGGGCGAAUCCUCCGCAAAGAGGCAGACGACGUGGUGACCAAGUGGGACCGGCUGAACAUCGACUGGGCCGACUGGCAGAGGAGGCUGGAGCUGGCCCUGGAGCGGUUGAUGGACCUCCAGGAGGCCGAGGACCUGCUGGACGGACAGCUGAGGCAGGCCGAGAUGGUGAGGGAGGCGUGGGAACCUGUGGGCGACCUGCUGAUCGACUCCCUGCCGGAGCACAUCGAGAGAGUCAAGGAGUUCCAGGAAGAGAUCGCUCCCAUCAAGGACGACGUCGUACACAUGAACCAGUUGGCGUCCACAUUCGGUCCACACGACAUCCAGCUGUCGCCUAGCAACCUGGAACGUAUCAAAGAUCUGAACACGCGCUGGAAGCUGCUCCAGGUUACCGUGGAUACGGGGAAAAGGAACUCAGGCAGAAAUGGAUUGGGUGAGGUGGACUCCAAGAUGUCCAUCAGUGAACAUCUGAAGCAGCUGACAGACGCUCACAGGGACUUUGGCCUUCUGCACGGAUCUGUGGAGAGCCCCUUCGAGCAGGGCAUCUCCCCGAACAACGUGCCCUACUACAUCAAUGAGAAAGCUGGACCUGACCUGAUGACGGAGACCCAGUGAGUGCCAGCUGACCACACACACA